AAAGGCUUGGUGGCAGUCAUCAUUAUAAACGAUGUGCAUAAUCACAGUCUGAAUACAGCAUACUCGCUUAAGUUCCUCUCCCCAAAUUACUCCAAAGAAAAGUUCUUUGGAUAUUUUAACGAUGGUAUGGGUAUAAUGAAAUCCCGUAGUCAUCAUGCAAGCGUAUUGAUGUUAAAGGAGGGAUUUGUAGAAGAAGACAUGGAUAAUAGUCGAAUUAAUCCUUCUUACAGAACAGUCCAGAAUUGGUACAAUCAAUGGCGGAUUUUGAAUCCUCCUCAAAAACCUCAAGAUUUGACUGAGACAAGAUCAAGAAAAAGACGUAAGACCAGUGAGGAAGACUUGGAUGUGGAUGAACCUUCAACAUCUUCCGAUACCUUAAAUUGCGUUAACCAAUCUACUGCAAAUGACAAUUUAUCUGAAAGCAAACGUUCUCCCACCAUUGGUACUGAUUCACGAUCAGAAAAAGAGACAAAUAAACCUUCUCAAGCAUCGGAAACAAAGAAUAACGGUGGAUCCCUGUUUCAACCCCCAGUAAUGAUUGAGGAGGAAAUCGAAAUUGUAUCAUCAGAACGACUUCCUGUCAAAGAUACCGCUUCUCAAUCAGUCACUGAUACAAAAAAAUCGGAUAAUAUUUCUCAGGUAUCAGUAUUAAAUAGUAGCGGUGGAAUCCUGCUUCAACCCCCAGUAAUAAUUAAAAAAGAAAUUGUCCCACCAGAACGACUUCCUGUCAAUGAUACUGAUUCUCAAUCAGUCACUGAUUUAAAAAAAUCGGUCCACCCUCCAGUAAUGAUUACGGAAGGUAUUGUAUCAUCAGAACGACUUCCUCUUAUUAAUAUUGGUGCUCAAUCAAUCACUAGUGCACAAGUACCGGGCUGUUUUCCUCAGGUAUUAGUUUUAAAUAGUACCAGUGGAUCCUUGUUUCAACCCCCAGUUAUGAUUCAGGGAGGAAUUAUAUCACCAGGACAACUUCCUGUCAUGAAUACUAAUUCUCAAUUAGUCACUGAUGCAAAAGAAUCGAACUGCUUUUCUCAGAUAUUAGUAUUAAAUAGCGGUGGAGCCCUAUUUCAACUCCCAGUAAUAUCCAAUCCUAGUAGCGGUGCAGCCCUAUUUCAACUCCCAGUGAUCCCCACUCCUAGUACCGGAAUCGAUGUGACCAGUACUCCAGUCCCUUGCCCAGUAAUGGUUGGUGAAAAUAUUGCAUCAUCAGAACGACUUCCAGCUGUUGAUACUGAUUCUCAGUCAGUCACUGAUGCAAAACAAUCGGACUGCUUUUCUCAAGUAUCGGAAACAAGCGGUGGAGCCCUGUUUCAACCUCCAGUAAUGAUUAAGAAAGAAAUUGUAUCACCAGAACGACUUCCUGUUGUUGAUACCGAUUCUAAAUCAGUCCCUGAUGCUAAGAAAUCGGACUGUUUAUCUCAAGUAUCAGAAACAAAUAGUAGCGACGGAGCAUUUUUUCAACCUCCAGUACUGAUUAAGAAAGAGAUUGUAUCACCACAACGAAUUCCUGCUAUCGAUACUGAUUCUCAAUCAAUCACUGAUACAAAAAAAUCGGACUGCUUUGUAUCAAGAACAAAUAGUAGGGGUGGAUCCCUUUUUCAACCCCCAGUAAUGAUUAAGGAUGAGAUUGUAUCAGAAGAUGAACUGUGAUGUGAUAGUUAUUAGAUUUAUCCAAUUUCAUACUUUCUCAUUGUAUAUCUAUCAUAGACUCAUCAUAGUGUAGUUUUUGAAAUUAUAAAAGUAGUUCUCUAAA
Messenger RNA from Parasteatoda tepidariorum (common house spider), 1750 nucleotides. The record is from RefSeq and is a predicted model, not a curated record. Lineage: Eukaryota; Metazoa; Arthropoda; Arachnida; Araneae; Theridiidae.